AUGGCCCCCACUGCGGGUACUCCACCGGCUCUGGCCUCGACUCGAAGUCUGGGUAUGUAUGCCACAGUGACAGCAAUGAGUAAGAUAGUGGUGGUGGUACUUUUGCUUCCGGCCGGAUCAGCGGGUGCUAGCCCGGGUGCUAGUAUAGUAACUGUUGUGGAUCAUGUUGAUAGUGAUACGGAUGGGAUGCUGUUCCUGUCUCAGUUAGUGAGAGCUUGCUGUGUCUGUGCUUUGUCUUCGGCAGUUGAGAUGGCUAUUACCGGGUUGGCUAGAGUGGAGAGGUCAAAUGCUGUCCAGACUCUGGACUGGUUGCUGAAGAAUGGGGAUCCACUUGGAUACAACAAGUACGUUAUCACACCAUCCGUAGUAUGGGUAAAAGAUCUGAUAAUUACUAGUUAA
Molecule: messenger RNA, 399 nt
Organism: Aspergillus costaricaensis CBS 115574
Lineage: Eukaryota; Fungi; Ascomycota; Eurotiomycetes; Eurotiales; Aspergillaceae
Exons: 10
Coding region: 1-399 (132 amino acids)
Source: RefSeq, a predicted model, not a curated record